This is a messenger RNA of Capronia coronata CBS 617.96, 585 nucleotides long. RefSeq lists its product as uncharacterized. Lineage: Eukaryota; Fungi; Ascomycota; Eurotiomycetes; Chaetothyriales; Herpotrichiellaceae. Bases 1 to 585 code for a protein of 194 amino acids. The record is from RefSeq and is a predicted model, not a curated record. The transcript has 2 exons. Gene Ontology annotation, cellular component: MICOS complex; mitochondrial crista junction. Gene Ontology annotation, biological process: cristae formation.
AUGGGCUUCACCACGGGAUUUCUCGGAGGGGUGACGUUGACAUACUCGCUCCUGUAUUUCUCACUAUACAUACACCGGGCAAAUCGCAGUGUACAACGAUCGCUCCUCUCUCAACAAGCGACAUUACUCAAUUCAGUCGUCGAGCCUCCCCCGCCCCUACCGGAACCACCGGCCUAUGAAGUGCGAAGAGCAGGACUCGUGGAGGCGCUCAAGGACCGAUGGAACAGCGAAAUAGAACGGGUGGUGCGCAACUUCGAGGAGACUGACUGGGCAGAGAAGCGCGCUCUCCUUGAAGAGCAGGCAGCUAUUGUAUGGGGAAAAGUGAAAUCAUCCGAGUCGGCUCAAAAUCUGGAGACCAAGACCGAAGAGCUUGAACAGAAGCUCAAGGACACCGUGACUCGGGAGACAGAGAGGGUGAAGGAUGUCGUCAGUCGUGAGACCGAGAAGGUGAAAGAAGUGGUCUCCCGUGAGGCCGGGAGAGCCAAGGAUGCGGUCGCCAGUGGUACAGACAAGGCGAAGGCUACCGUUGAGGACAAGGUCCAGGAUACCUUUGGCAGAGAACCGCGGCUUCUGGAGCUGAAAUGA